AUGUUGCUUACUACCGAGCCCACCGAGUCUACCUUUCUCUUCACCUCCGAGUCUGUGGGUGAAGGACACCCUGAUAAAGUCUGUGAUCAAAUCGCAGACGCCAUCCUCGACGCCUGUUUACAACAAGAUCAUUUCUCCAAAGUCGCUAUCGAAGCCGCCGCUCGACCAGGCCUGAUCUUCGUGUUUGGUGUUCUGGACACUCAAGCCCAACUUGACAUUGAAGCAAUUGUCCGUGUGGUUCUCAAGGACAUUGGGUAUGACUGCCCUGAUCAGGAGCUCGACUACAAAACCUGCCAGGUGAUGGACUAUGUGGAGCGACGAACUGCUCCCGAGGUUGCUGCGCCAUCGGUCUUUCUCAGUCCAACAGAUACCGAAGCUGCUGGUGACCAGGGCAUCAUUUUCGGUUAUGCCACGAAUGAAACCCCUCAAUCACUGCCAUUGACCAUCGACUUGUCACACCGUAUAACCCGGCAAAUGAAAACUGCCCGUUUGGACGGGACUCUCCCCUGGUUGCGACCAGAUACCAAAACGCAAGUUACGGUUGAGUACAUCAGACGCAAGAAUGGCGAAACCGCCCCGCUACGGGUGCAUACUGUUGUUCUCACUGCACAGCACACCCAGGAUGUGACGGUCGAGGAGUUGCGCCUGGCAGUCUAUGAGAAAGUUAUCUGCAAGGCCAUUCCCGCGCAGUACCUGGAUGACCAGACCGCUUACUACAUCCAACCCACUGGAGACUUGGGAGUGACUCCGUCAGGGAAGUUUGCCGGUGUCACCGGUCGAAAGAUCGUAGUCGACACGUACGGUGGAUGGGGCGCCCAUGGCGGUGGUGCCUUUUCUGGCAAAGAUUAUCGCCAGGUUGAUCGCUCCGCGGCAUACAUGGCACGAUGGAUUGCGAAAUCAAUUGUCAAUGCCGGUCUCGCAGACCGAUGUCUUAUCCAGCUGUCAUACUCAAUCGGCAUUGCUGAACCCUUGAGUAUCUUCGUCGAGACCUACGGAACAGGCAAGACGACUGAUUUGCAAUUGGAAAAGAUUGUGUCUGAAAACUUUGACAUGCGACCUGCUUCCAUUGCGAAAAAACUGGGGUUGAUGAACCCUAUUUACUACCAGACGUCGAAGAACGGACACUUUACCAACUCACUGUUCCCAUGGGAGAAGCCCAAGGAUCUCGUUCUGUAG
Penicillium argentinense is the source of this 1176-nucleotide messenger RNA. Its product is annotated as methionine adenosyltransferase. The coding region runs from base 1 to 1176 and encodes 391 amino acids. Gene Ontology annotation, molecular function: ATP binding; methionine adenosyltransferase activity. Gene Ontology annotation, cellular component: cytosol. The transcript is spliced from 4 exons. The record is from RefSeq and is a predicted model, not a curated record. Lineage: Eukaryota; Fungi; Ascomycota; Eurotiomycetes; Eurotiales; Aspergillaceae. Gene Ontology annotation, biological process: S-adenosylmethionine biosynthetic process.